Messenger RNA from Vombatus ursinus (common wombat), 2588 nucleotides. It is a transcript of the gene RPE, whose product is annotated as ribulose-5-phosphate-3-epimerase. Lineage: Eukaryota; Metazoa; Chordata; Mammalia; Diprotodontia; Vombatidae. The coding region runs from base 56 to 742 and encodes 228 amino acids. The record is from RefSeq and is a predicted model, not a curated record. Gene Ontology annotation, cellular component: cytosol. The transcript is spliced from 6 exons. Gene Ontology annotation, biological process: pentose-phosphate shunt; pentose-phosphate shunt, non-oxidative branch; carbohydrate metabolic process. Gene Ontology annotation, molecular function: D-ribulose-phosphate 3-epimerase activity; metal ion binding.
GGUCGUUGCUUUCGCUGUGACAGGAUCGUCCCUGGCAGCGGCACCUGCACCCACCAUGGCGUCCGGCUGCAAAAUCGGCCCGUCCAUCCUCAACAGCGACUUGGCCUGCCUGGGGGCCGAGUGCUCCCGGAUGCUGGAUUCCGGGGCCGACUAUCUGCAUCUGGAUGUAAUGGACGGGCAUUUUGUUCCCAAUAUCACCUUUGGUCACCCUGUGGUAGAAAGCCUUCGAAAGCAGCUAGGCCAAGACCCAUUCUUUGACAUGCACAUGAUGGUUUCCAGACCAGAACAGUGGGUAAAGCCAAUGUCUGUAGCAGGAGCAAAUCAAUAUACCUUUCAUCUGGAAGCUACUGAGAACCCUGGAGCACUGAUUAAAGACAUUCGAGAAAAUGGGAUGAAAGUUGGUCUUGCUAUUAAACCUGGCACUACAGUUGAGUAUUUGGCACCAUGGGCCAAUCAGAUAGAUAUGGCCUUAAUCAUGACAGUGGAACCUGGGUUUGGAGGGCAGAAGUUCAUGGAAGACAUGAUGCCAAAGGUUCAUUGGUUGAGGACCCAGUUCCCUUCUCUGGAUAUUGAGGUAGAUGGUGGAGUAGGUCCUGACACAAUUCAUAAAUGUGCAGAGGCAGGGGCUAAUAUGAUUGUGUCUGGUAGUGCCAUCAUGAGGAGUGAAGACCCCAGAUCUGUCAUUAAUCUCUUGAGAAAUGUUUGUUCAGAAGCUGCUCAGAAACGCUCCCUGGACAGAUGAGAUUUCCGGGCAGCUUUACUCCUCGUGCCUGGUCCACCUCCUCCUAGACCAGCUUAUUCAGCCUCAUUUUCACCUGGUGCACAAGAACACAAGCUCAAGAAUCAUGCUGUUGUUUCUGCUGUGGAGGUGGCAUCGAUCUCUGUCCUGAGCAGUUAGUCUUCAUUUCCUUGACUUCAACACACACACAGAUAUGUUGAGAAUGGAAAUAGGUGCAUAUAUGACAACUACUAAGUUUUUAAGAGUUGGGAAUUAAAUUUUCAUGUGGCAAAAAACACACUUUUUACUGGAAGACUUGAUUUUUGUAAAAGGAGUGUAUUAUGAUGCCUUGUCCUGAGGUUAAAAAGCCAAAUUGCAUCUCAAAGACAGAAGGAAAAAAACCAGCAGCUGCUAACUAAAAAAGGACUAAAAUGGGUAAUACCGCUACUCUUAGAGAACUCUCAAAUGUUUAUGCAUCAUUAUAAAAAGGUUUGGAUUGCUCAUUAGCUUUCUUUAGAAAAAACAGUUAUCCUUUUGUAUUGUCAUCAGUUGAUUUUUUGCAUAUAUAGUUUAUGUGACUGGGCUUGGUUUCUUGGGAGAAAAAUCCAAGCUCCAUGCUUUGAGUGUAAUGAAAUGAUUCCUUUUAAAGUUUCUUUAUAAACCCUUCCCAUUCCCUCUCCCAGCCACUCCCCUUUUGCUUAUCUUGACCGUGUUUUCAUGUGACUAAUCACCCUACUAAUUUUCCUAGUUGACCAGAUCACACAAACCAUUCCUCUUUGUUUUCUUUCACUUUCCGCAGUAACCUACUUUGGAACUAAACUUAAAAACGACUGAGGAUGAUACUGUUUACAAGAGUUUAUUUUUAUAUGUAUUAAAAAAAAACCCAUCUAUUUCAGGCUAUUUCCUGCCUAUAGCAAAAUAUGUUCUAUACUUGUUGGAGAGAAGCCAACAUGUAUCUUUCUCUAUAUCAGAGGUUCAGAAGUAUGGCCUCAGAGGGUCCUUUGGGUGGCUGAGUCCAAAAGGACAAGAGUAGGACAUGUUUUUCUCGAGGACUGUCCUCAGCUAGUCACAAUUAAAAAGCUAGUGGGGACUACUUCAAAUGACUUUAAUCAACCACUUCUGUAGAAAAUUUAUAAUUUGGCUGUGCUAGUGCCAGCUUGGGUAAGGAAUGAUUUCAUUUAGCCCUGGACCUCGGAGUAUCCUUAGAUCUUAACAGAGCACUCAGGUACUUCUUGCAUCCUGGAUCUGGUUUCAUUCAUCUAACAUUCUUAAAGAAAGCAGAACAGUUAUUGUCCCCAUUUUACAGCUGCGGAAACUAAAGCACAGAGCCAUAAGUUAAGGCAACAGACAGUGGUACCUGUGCAGGCAUCUGGAGUUAGGACUUGGGUUCAACUUACAUUACUUGUAUGAUGUUGACCUCCCAAGUCCUCUCCAGGGUCUUUGCAAGAACCUAGGUCCUUGCAAGAGUAUGUCAGCAUAGUUUUGUUCUUUCACCUCAACGUGGUGGUAAUGAUGUAGUGAUCCACUGAUCAAAGAUUUAGUUUUUAACUACUGUGCUUAAUCAAAUAUUUAGCUAACUGUAAUGACUACUUAAAGAAAACAGGAGCAGCAGAACUUUAAUUAUCCUCAGGUUGAUGUGAAUUUUUUGUCUUUCAUUAAGGUAUAUUUACUGUAAACCCUUGAUGUUUGUUGAAUGAAUGAAUAAGGUACGGGGCCUAGGGUUGCAGCAUAUAAGGUAUGUAGUUUUUUGUUUUUAAGUAGGAUUCUAUCUUGCUUGUUUUGUGUGUUUUGGGAGGCAGGAAAAGAAAGAUUUUGAAACAAGGACAAAACUUCUCAAAGCAAACUACUGAAAAUAAAAUUGUACUACCAA